This is a messenger RNA of Drosophila erecta, 3374 nucleotides long. RefSeq names its product soluble guanylate cyclase 88E (gene Gyc88E). Gene Ontology annotation, molecular function: guanylate cyclase activity; oxygen sensor activity; heme binding. The coding region runs from base 1 to 3294 and encodes 1097 amino acids. Gene Ontology annotation, biological process: cGMP biosynthetic process; response to oxygen levels; nitric oxide-cGMP-mediated signaling. Gene Ontology annotation, cellular component: guanylate cyclase complex, soluble. NCBI's taxonomy places the organism in Eukaryota, Metazoa, Arthropoda, Insecta, Diptera, Drosophilidae. The transcript is spliced from 13 exons. The record is from RefSeq and is a predicted model, not a curated record.
AUGUACGGACUGCUGCUGGAGAACCUCUCCGAGUACAUCAAGUCCGUCUACGGCGAGGAGAAAUGGGAGGACAUCCGGCGACAGGCAGGCAUCGAUUCGCCCUCCUUCAGCGUCCAUCAGGUCUAUCCCGAGAAUCUGCUGCAGAAGCUGGCCAAAAAGGCUCAACAGGUGCUGGGCGUUUCCGAGCGGGAUUUCAUGGACCAGAUGGGCGUCUACUUUGUGGGCUUUGUGGGCCAGUAUGGCUACGAUCGUGUCCUUUCCGUUCUGGGUCGCCACAUGCGCGACUUCCUCAAUGGACUGGACAACCUGCAUGAGUACCUGAAGUUCUCCUAUCCGCGGAUGCGGGCUCCCAGCUUUAUCUGCGAAAACGAAACGAAGCAGGGUCUGACCCUGCACUACCGUUCCAAGCGUCGAGGAUUCGUCUACUACACGAUGGGUCAAAUCCGAGAGGUGGCACGGUAUUUCUAUCACAAGGAGAUGCACAUCGAGCUCGUUCGGGAGGAGAUCCUGUUCGACACGGUCCACGUGACCUUCCAACUGACCUUCGAUAAUAGGGCGUUCACACUAGCGUCCUUGGCAAUGACCCGAGAGGAGAAGCACCUGCCCAUCAGUGCUCAUGUGUUGUUCGAGAUCUUUCCCUUUUGUAUGGUCUUCGGUGCCGAUAUGGUUGUGCGAAGUAUUGGUAACUCUUUAAUGGUGAUUUUACCGGAACUUCUGGGAAAAAAAAUAACGGCCUGGUUUGACCUAGUUCGUCCACUAAUUGCAUUCAAGUUUCAGACCAUACUCAAUCGCACUAACAACAUUUUUGAGCUGGUCACUGUGGAUCCAGUUACUGAGAGGUUCGAUGUGCAAAACGAGGACUUACUUCAGCAUGAAGAUGGCAGCGAACCGGAAAAGUCUCUUAGAUUAAAAGGUCAAAUGGUCUACAUGGAGAACUGGCGCAUGAUCAUGUUUCUGGGUACUCCCGUAAUGCCGGAUCUGACCUCGCUAAUAACCACAGGUCUAUAUAUCAACGAUCUGUCCAUGCACGACUUCAGUAGGGAUCUUAUGCUGGCGGGUACUCAACAAUCGGUGGAACUCAAGUUGGCCCUGGAUCAAGAACAGCAGAAGUCAAAGAAGCUGGAGGAGUCCAUGAGAUUGUUGGAUGAGGAGAUGCGGAGAACGGAUGAGCUUCUGUAUCAGAUGAUACCAAAGCAGGUGGCUGAUAGGCUCCGACGAGGCGAGAAUCCCAUUGAUACCUGUGAGAUGUUCGAUAGCGUUUCCAUCCUGUUCUCAGACAUCGUGACCUUUACCGAGAUUUGCAGCCGCAUUACUCCGAUGGAGGUAGUGUCCAUGCUAAAUGCCAUGUACUCCAUUUUCGAUAAGCUGACGGAGCGGAAUUCAGUCUACAAGGUGGAAACUAUUGGUGAUGCGUAUAUGGUGGUGGCGGGGGCUCCUGAUAAGGAUGCCAAUCACGCCGAGCGAGUCUGUGAUAUGGCGCUGGACAUGGUGGACGCGAUUACCGAUCUGAAGGAUCCCUCAACGGGCCAGCACUUAAGGAUACGUGUGGGCGUCCACUCGGGCGCCGUGGUGGCGGGCAUCGUGGGCCUUAAGAUGCCCCGCUAUUGUCUCUUUGGGGAUACGGUGAAUACCGCUUCACGAAUGGAGUCCACCAGCAUCGCCAUGAAGGUGCACAUAUCCGAGUCCACGAAGGUUCUUAUCGGACCCAACUACAAGAUCAUCGAGCGCGGUGAGAUCGAUGUAAAGGGCAAGGGAACCAUGGGCACAUAUUGGCUGGAGGAGCGUGAGAACCGGCUGCCUCUGCAGCUAACCGCCGCUUUGCAGGUCCAUCCGCUCUCACCUGUUCCACCAACGCCCACACCCAAGACGAAGGCCAUAAUGCCUCCAGUAUCCAAAGCGUUGACUCCGAUGGUUCCCGUUUCGGUUUCCCUGGCAGUUUCCAGUCCCGCCACCAGUGUUCCUGCUGUGGAUGUGAUGGCUCCUUCGUCAAGCAUUUCCGGUUUGGUACUAACUGCCGCUGCAGCGGCACACAUGUCCUUGCACCACCAGACGGUGGUGGCGGAGGCAUUAACCGGAGGUUCAUCUGAAGUGGUACCGCCAGUAUGUGGAGGAGCAGCUUCUGCCACAACAGGAGCGGCGGCGGGUGGAGGUCCACCCCCGGACGACCGGAACAGCCGCAUCUACUCACCCGUAACCUUUAAGGAUGUGGCUCGGCGUAGUGUAGCCAAUUCUCCGGUGAGGGGCAGCGCCCAACCGGAUCAGGAGAGGCGUCGCGAGUCCCGGUCCAAUUCCACGGGCCACGUAUUUAUGCGGACUCCUUCGGAUAUUUUCGGCUCUCUCAUCCUGGACACUGAGGAGUUUCUCGAGGACCUGCAAAUCUCCCGUUCCUCACUGGCCAACAACAACAACAAUCCGACACCAUGCGGCUUUAGCCCAACUCCUCCAUUCCGGAUUGGCAGCGCACCGCCAAAGCCGAGACCUAGUAAUCCGGAUAAGUUUACACCGGAGGAACUGGCCGCCAUGGACCAGGUGACGCCUCCGUCGACAGCUCCAGCCAGAGAAACGGCCAGCUGCAGCAGUGCAUCAUUGGAUCGCGACAAGGCGACCAAGCUGAAGAAAAUCACUUUCUCCACCAGCAGCAGUCUGGAUGCUACCACUCCAACUGCCGUGGCUGCCGUUGUGUGUCCAAUGCGUUCCAAGUCGCCGCCAAUGACAGUGGCCCCAGUGGUACAAAUGGUUCAGGCCAGUACCAGCAAAGGCGACAGCCAACGACCAGGUUCGAAGGAUUCGGUAUCAUCCAUUUCCCUGCACUCGCCCCCACCCAAUCGUUCCAGCUCGGCACCAGCCAGACCGCACUCAAUGUCGAAGGCAGCGCGAAAGGCCUUCCUGGCCGCCAAGCAGACCAAGGCAAUGGAAAAGCUGGACAAGAUGAUCGAAGAGGUACACGAAGUGGAGUCCCAGUCGGCGACAAAGGCGGCCAACAUGCGGUUGGCCCUCUAUGGCCAUGAUGGCGGUGGUGACUUGGCCGCCGGUGGGUGUCCACUGUUUCUGCCUCCGCCGCCGCAGCAGCAGCAACAGCGCCUGAUGCCCAGCUCCAUCUCAGACUCCGGCCUGUGCAGUCAUGGUCAUAGUCAUGCUCCUAGCUGUCAUCACAUGGAUCCGAAGAUGAGCAACAGCCAGAGUUUCCAGCAUCCUCCACGUGGCGGAAUAACCCAUCAGUGCUGCAGCGGCUUUGGACACGGAAAUGGACGUCACUCUCACCGGAUGCACUCGAAUGCCUGCCGAAUUCUGUAGAGGAUGGCAGCACGAGCACAUCUCUCACCAAUUCCAUAUCAUGUAUACUGACUCGAAUUCCGCUCAAUGUUCCCGCGUGC